AUGGCACACCUUACCAUUGGGAGACUGACAGCCUUUGGAACUCUCCUUUGGCUUUCGUUGGCGAACACAGAGCAUGCAACAUCCGGUUGCCUGGUCCAGCGCAAAGCGGCUCCAGAGAAAACCAGCGAGGGCGUAACAGAUGACGAGAGGCCGCUGACCCUCAGUGAGCGACUUGGGGUGCUGUAUAUCCCGCCGAGUGGAUCCCACGAGGUGAUCUCAGAGUUGAGUGAGAAUCGGCUACUGCAUGCCGUUCAGAAGGCAUGUGAUGAGGCACUGUUCUGCGAUUUGCAUGUGGUGAACGACCACACAAAGCUUUCCAGGAUGACUGAGGCCAACAUUGCAGUGGUCCUGGGCAACGUGACACGUGCCUCCCAGAUCUUCCCUGCAGCAAUGCCUCUGCAGUUGCAACCCCGAGAGGACGUGGACGUGCAGCUGGUGCUGUCCAACUUGAGGAGUUCCUUGGCCAAGGCCCGCGCUCAGGCGGUGCUGGAAGCCAUGAGGCUCGGCCGGGUGGGCGUGUGA
This is a messenger RNA of Cladocopium goreaui, 522 nucleotides long. The record is from the annotation of a GenBank genome assembly. NCBI's taxonomy places the organism in Eukaryota, Dinophyceae, Suessiales, Symbiodiniaceae.